UGGUAAAACGGAUUUCAGAUUCGCCUGAUAUAUAUUUACAACGUUUGUUUUUUCUCUCUCUCUCUCCUGCUCUGAUUCCGUUAGAAAAUGAACAGUACGGGAAUCCUCGGUCGCUUUCAGUUUGUCGGCGACUAUCCGGGAGUCGGGUGCUUCCUGAUCAUUGUGUUGGUUCUGGGAACAGUUUUCGGAACCUCCGGUAAUUUGCUGAUUUUGAUUUCGGUCUGCAAGAUUAUCAAGAUGAGAUCUUUGGAGUACAUUUUCAUUGCAAACCUGGCGAUCUCGGAUAUGUUUGUUACCUUAGUUGCAGAUCCCAUGAAUAUUGUUGGUAAACUGGAAGGAGAGAAUUUUUUCCAUCAAGUCCCCGGAUUAUGCGAGGCUGUUGCGUACAUGUGCACUGUCUCUUGUAUCGUGUCCCUGGGAUCUAUCACUCUGAUGAGCUUCAGUCGCUUCGUAUUCAUCUGCCAUUACAAGUACUAUGAGACGAUCUUCAGAAAAGGCACCUGUGUUGCCAUGUGCGUCGGCCUUUACUUAAUUGGAAUUUCCCUGAUCCUCUUAAAUUUAGCCGGGAUCGGUGGCCAUUCUUUCGAUCGGAAGAGUCUAGUGUGUAUUUGGGAUCGGAUGGCGACCUAUUAUUACACGGUGACUUUUUCCGUCGUUUUGGUGUGGAUUCCAGUGUUGUUUACUGGCUUAUUUUACAUUUGUAUCUAUUCAACGUUCAGGAAAAGUUGUAGGGUUGUUACGGAUAUGCCGUCACAUAACUUGCAACGGAAGUCGAUCGGCUUUGCGCGCACCUUGUUUCUGAUUUACGCUGUUUUUACCAUAUGUUGGGUGCCCUAUGCCGUUAUAAUCGUUGCGGAUCGAAAUGAUUCUUUUCCACAUGAAUCACAUUUGAUCAUUACCACUUUCGCCCAUUUACACCCAUCUCUUAAUUGGCUUGUAUACUAUUUAACGAACAAAAACUUUCAUUAUGCGUUCAAUUCUAUUAUACCAAUAGAUAAAUGCACUGUGAAGAAGAUAACAAAAAUCCGGGUUCUUCCUGCAGUCAAGUGAAAAGUCAGACUUUUGGAUUUUGUAAUUUUUUUUAACGAUUCUCUCCUUCUCUCCUUCUGUAUCUUAAUUAACUGGAUUUGGGUCAUGAGGGGUAAAACAGUGUUUGGGGGAGUUUGAAAUUCGAUUUAUUAAAAUAUUUUUUUGUUUUUGUAUAUAGUUUUGAUCGCUUUUUUUUUCUUUUUAAACGUACUUCCUAUCGAAAUAAACAAUAAAGUCAAUUAUCUUUUUUUAAAAUAUUUUUUCUUUCCCAAAAUAGUUACCUAACAGCGUAGGUUUGAGCGUUAUCUACUGAUCUGCAAGUCUUGAAAUUGAAUCCCACUGGGACUUCCAUUAAUUUUUGCCCUUCCCCCCAAAAAAUUAAAACUUUUGUAAAAUUUGACAAAUCUAAGCCGAUGACAUUAUUUCGUUUAUAGUGUACUUUUAUCCACAUAAAUAUCAACAAACAGCUAGUGUCCCAUGCCACCUUAAAUCAUUAUUUUUACAUCCACCAAGUAUGAUUCCCUCUAUUUCUUAACGAAAUCAAUAGAUCAUAUUCAUUGUACAUUCAUAGCUCUUUAAAAACUGACAGGACUGAAAUGUAAGCGCCCCGUUUUUCGAUUGGUGGACACAACCAGCAACCUAAGAAAAAUCAUGGACUGCCCAAAAUAAGCAUAUGCUGAUGCCAGACUCAAAUUUCCAUAGAAGAUGAUUUGGCUGUUUUUCUCAGCUAACCUACUGAUGUACAUUAACAAUAAUUAAGAUAAGUUUUCUUACUUUUUACUUUAUUACAAGAAAAAUGUAAAUAUAAACAAUAAGAUGCUUUAUUUGAUGAUCCAUGAGGGUUAUAAAGGUAGCGGUCAUUGCAGACAAAUAUUGCAUAACCCGCUAACACGAAUCACCACAGAAAACAGUUUAUUAAAUAUUAAAUCUGCAAAAAUGUGUCCGUGAUCUUUCUUUGUUGGAUUGUUUGGGAUUUAAAAAAAAUAUCAGCAAUUAGCAAAAAACUCUUCUCUCAAUCACAAUAAAUGAGGCAUGUGAACAGGUGAAUUUCCUAACUAAUCGAACGAUGUUAAUAGAUAAAUGACUUGUAAAAAGAAGCAAUGACUUUUUAUCGUGUAAAGAAGUAUUCAAUUCAAAAGGUCCAGAAAUCAUUAACCUUUGCAUUUUAGAAAAUGCGACUGUCAACGUAAACGUGUGACCUUUUUAUUAUAGAGUAUUUGAUGAGUUGUAAAUACGUCAUUAUCUAGUACACAAUGCUUUAACAGUAUGUUGAGUUUAGAUAUACUGAGAUUACAUAUACUUCCUCAAACAUCACGUGUUGACAAUGAAUUUUACCCAGUUAAAGUAACUGAAGUUGUCAAACUUUCGCUUCCCCAACCACACGCAGUUUUUGAUUGUUAUUCGCUAAAAUUUAACCCAAAUAGAGCAAAAUAGAUGUGUGUGUGUUUUUUUUUUUAAAUCUUAGUUAGAUAAAGCAUGACACACAUGAUUAAAAUUGAGCUUGAUGAAUUGAGAUUGAUGCUUUGAUGUGCUACAAAAUACCAUGUGACUUUACACAACCAAUCAGCACCAAGUAUGUCCAAAAACCUAGCGUCAAGUAAGGCACACUUAUCCACGUCCUAUCAAAUACCUAUCAAAUAUAAACUGAGUUCCAGGACCCAAUAUCACGGACGAUCUUCAAUUAAUGCAGAAAUGGAUAUGUGAAUUAGAAUGGGUGGUGAUUUUCCACGUUUUCUCCUUUCUUUGACCAACAUGUCAGCAAUUACAGGAACUCAAUGUACAUGUAGUUUAAAAACCUAGUAUUUUUUCAUGCUCUGAUGUUAUCAAAUUUUAAUUGAAUUUUAAAACUUCUAUCUGAUGGAGUCAAGAACUGCAUACAGUUUUAAUGAUGAUACCUUAUUCCCACUGGGUUGUAUUUUAUUCCCAAUAAGGAUGCCCAAGACUGCAAUUUACAAAAGAACUAUUUUCAGUUUCAAUGAACAACAUUUACAUAAAAUAUUAUAAUUCAUUCCAAAAUGUUUCAAUUUCUUUAAUCAUAUUUGAUAUGCAUUAGACUGAAGUAUGGAUCAGUUGUUUGCAAUUUCAAUACAAGAGGCCCAUGGGCUACAUCGCUCAUCUGAGCAAUGACACAUCCAAUGACAAUGACAAAAUCAGCUUCAUGAAGUCAUAUACAAAAUAUCUGAACAAUUUAGUAAAACAGAUAAAAAAUUAUUUUCAGAUAUUCUUAUGCUAACCAUUGAGCCCCUUUUGUACCUGGAUGCCUUCAUAGUCAUAUUACAUAUUGAUCAUUGCAAUUCUCAAGUAGAUCAUGAAGACUAACUAUUCAUAUAAAGAUGAAAAAUUGAGAAUCAUCAAAGUCAAUCUUUUUUUCUAUAUAUUCCUCCUACAUUAA
Molecule: messenger RNA, 3421 nt
Organism: Magallana angulata
Lineage: Eukaryota; Metazoa; Mollusca; Bivalvia; Ostreida; Ostreidae
Product: melatonin receptor type 1B-like
Exons: 2
Coding region: 88-1050 (320 amino acids)
Biological process (GO): G protein-coupled receptor signaling pathway
Cellular component (GO): membrane
Molecular function (GO): G protein-coupled receptor activity
Source: RefSeq, a predicted model, not a curated record